ACCCUAAAACUCCACCAAUUUUUCUUUCUCCAACCUCCAUCAGCGAAGUUUCUGCUCUAUUUGCUUGGAUAAAGAUGUAUCUCCAGUUCUACAUAAAUGACAAUGGUGACAAAGUUUACACCACUAAGAAAGAAUCACCAGUGGGGUUGCCUACUCAGUCUGCUCAUCCAGCUCGUUUCUCCCCCGACGACAAAUAUUCGAGACAACGAGUUCUUUUGAAGAAACGUUUUGGUUUAUUGCCAACCCAGCAGACACCACCAAAAUAUUGAUGGAUUGAAAUGUGUUGCUGUACUUUUAUGAAGCUUUAAUUUGAAUCUGGACAGAGCACGUAUAAAACUCCAUAGCUGAAAGCUUGAGAAUUCAUUCUGUUAUGCACUUGAAAACAUGAACCCCAGUUUAGUAGUAAAAGUUUAUUUUCUUAUCUU
Hibiscus syriacus is the source of this 425-nucleotide messenger RNA. Its product is annotated as H/ACA ribonucleoprotein complex subunit 3-like protein. Gene Ontology annotation, cellular component: box H/ACA snoRNP complex; box H/ACA telomerase RNP complex. Gene Ontology annotation, molecular function: box H/ACA snoRNA binding; telomerase RNA binding. Bases 75 to 269 code for a protein of 64 amino acids. The record is from RefSeq and is a predicted model, not a curated record. Gene Ontology annotation, biological process: snRNA pseudouridine synthesis; positive regulation of telomerase RNA localization to Cajal body; rRNA pseudouridine synthesis. Lineage: Eukaryota; Viridiplantae; Streptophyta; Magnoliopsida; Malvales; Malvaceae. The transcript is spliced from 4 exons.